CGGCGCCCUCGCUUCCUGCCUUCAAGACACAAACCUGCGCCCUCGCAAAUUUUGCACUCAUCCUCGCGGCUGCAAGAGCCAGGUCACACCCGGUGCACCUUUCCAGCGCCCUCGGCUCUUGUUUAUUCGACGGAGUCUCAUCAAUUUCGGCGCCUUCGGUUCCUAUCCUGCAACAAACAAAUCCGUGAGGCCCCCUUCUUUCCCAUUUCCUCACACUCUUUCGCAACUUCACUCUUCUUCACAACUCCACGGAUCGCAAAAGCUCAGCGACUACGACAUCCAAUCUCGCAUUCAAAACAAGUUCCACUAUUCAGUAUCCAAAUUUCAAGAUGCCUUUCGACUGGGAAUCCACCCUCCAGGCCUCUCAGGGAGACGAAUUCUUCGAUUUCGCCGCUGCCAGUGGAGAAUCCUCCGAGACUGGACCCUCCAGCGCGGCUCAAACCUGGGCGACGAGCAGCUCCCCAUUCAACGAGGAGCUGCACAAUUUCCCAACGCCAGACAACAAUCACGGAGCUCCCUCGUACUCUUCAUCCCAGCCAUAUGACAAUCUCGCUGGCGAUACUACCGCAUGGGCCGAAAUGAUACCAGCUCCACACCAGCACCAGCCUGUCAACAUGGCCGCAGCCACAUUCAAUCUACCAGAAGAAUCCAACGUCUGGGCUCAUGACUCCAGCAUUUCCACGACCAAGGCCUUCCAACUCCAUUCGAGCGCACCGACAGAGACCCAAGAUCACCUUCACUGUGACCCUCUCACGCAGACCGUUUUGGGCUCUGCCCAGUGGCGCAUGGACAACCAGCAGCUCCAAGACAGCACCAUGAUGGACUGGGCGUUGCCUUCAGAAGGCAACCAAUCUGAGUGAGUUUUUUUUUUUUAGCACCACGCUAAGCGGGCGCAGGUUGAUGCAACCUCAGCACACAUCCCACCCACGACGAAUGAUUCGUUGCCCCUGGCCGAGCUGCGUCAUCAACUCUUCUUUUCAAACCGAGGCUGAGGCCAGUG
Messenger RNA from Hyaloscypha bicolor E, 1000 nucleotides. RefSeq lists its product as uncharacterized. The coding region runs from base 330 to 860 and encodes 176 amino acids. The record is from RefSeq and is a predicted model, not a curated record. The transcript has a single exon. Lineage: Eukaryota; Fungi; Ascomycota; Leotiomycetes; Helotiales; Hyaloscyphaceae.